AUGAGCGUUCCGAUUGUGUGGCCAGUCGUCGUUUUCAACUACCUUUCAUCCGUCAACACCAAUCCAAUCACGAAAUUUGGAAUGGGUGGCGCGGUGACUGCUUGGCGCCCGACCGUCGCUGUGCUUGCUGCAGCAUGUCUCUGCCUGACAUUGCCAGGAGUGACAUGUGCAACAGCGUCGGAUCCAGCGGGAUCUGCAACGCAUGCAGAGAUUGACUUGUUUGACAGCAGCGAGCUCCACCGCUUUGCCAUCCAGACGUCGCCGCGCGAGUGGACUGCCCGACAAGACGAGGCCAGAACGCACUGCGAGCAGCGAGCGCGCAUCCCAAACAGUCUCGACUGGCGAACAUCGCCGUUUUACAAGGCAUGUGUGAAUGUUCGCAAGGGCGAUCCGUGUCAGGCACAGUAUGGCCACCGCGUGUUUUCGGGUAUUUGCAUCGACGGGUACUUUCCAGAGGUCAACCUUUGCACCACAUUUGAGGCUGUCGUGGCGCCGCAAGCAUGCACGCGCAAGGCUCCCAAUGAUGCGUGCCAGAUUGACUUUUCAGAUCACGGACGCGUGGUGGAUUUCCUCAACACGCUGACACGAACGUCGUUGCACGAAACCUUCUUUGGUGCCAAUCUCACCUUCGUGCCGAACGUUCGCAAGCCGACGGUGGUCGAGUCGCGUCUCAACUCGCCAUGCGUCUGGAUGGUCGUGCCUCGCUGUGCAACAUUCUACUCACCAAUUUGGGUCAAGUUCCGCUUGUGCUGGACUUUGAACAUGCCAGCUCCUCCAAAAUUCCCUUGGCAAGCUCACAGCACGACUUGGAGCUUCUCGUCCAAUCUCCUCUGUCAAAGUCGUUCUUCGGCCAAUGGCGCGUUCACCUGCGAGGUGGGUACUGGGAUGCGAGUCGCAUCCGAGGAAAGUGUGAUUGAAGAAGUGCUGGGAGCACCAGUACGACAAGCGGUCAACUGGCCGGCUCCGCCCGGCUCCACGGCAGCAACGACCUUCAAUGGCGCUCGAGUGCUGUUUGCCGAUGCAGACGAUUGCCCUGCCCAACAAACUCUCGAGGCUGAGCUUCAGUCUCUCCUUUCGCCGACGGGCUCGCUUCAGGUUCCCAGCGUGCAAGCUGGAUUGUACGAGCCGCUGCUCACGCUCGAGAGCGUUCAAGUGCACUCGUUCCAACCAAUUUUCCGCAAUGCCUCUUCGAUCGACUGGAGGAAAGACGCACUUGAUUUCCUCCACGCAUUGCACAGCGAAACUCGCCAAACAGAUCCAGCCGCUUGGCGUGCAGGCAUGGAGGCAGUCUUCCAAGUUGACUCGUUCCUCCGCUGGUUGGCAGUGAACACGGUGUUUGAGAAUUACGACGCAUACGGAGCCUUUGCCCACAACUACAGACUGUACCGGUCCCCUUGCUCUGGCAAAAUUCACUUCCUUCCCUUUGACUUUGACUGGGCCAUGCAACCGCGGAUUGCACCAAUCCCACUGGACAUGAGCUCUCUGGGCGAUAAUUGGCCGCUGAUUCGAUACUUGAUGGACGAUCCCGUGUACAAGCUGUACUACAUGCAAUUUUUGGGUCUGUUCCUGGAAGAGUACUUUUCGCCAGAGUACAUGUCGGCACAAGCCGCGCGAUUAACUUCCCUGAUUUCAAGCUCUGUGCUGCGAGAAGACAUUGACAUUUCGGGGCUCGACGAGGCAGUCUUCCGAGAUGCGCUCAAGGCCAUUCGCAGCUAUGUCGUCGAGAGAAGUGCCAGUUCCAAGAGCCAAUUGUCACGUAUGAUUGCCGACGCAAAGCUCAGCAAGAAACAAAAAAAGGCACGAGCGAAGGCACGAGCGACCCAGCGCCAAGACUUGUAG
Molecule: messenger RNA, 1839 nt
Organism: Capsaspora owczarzaki ATCC 30864
Lineage: Eukaryota; Filasterea; Ministeriida; Capsasporidae
Exons: 10
Coding region: 1-1839 (612 amino acids)
Source: RefSeq, a predicted model, not a curated record